CCCGGCGCGGAGCGGAGCCCGGCAAGAGCCCGGCGGGGCCGGCCGAGGAUGGGCACGGAGCCCCGGCAGCAGCCGCCCCGCAGGAGAUGAAUUAAAAUGCAGCACACCACGUGCACAGAGGACAGGAUCUACCACGCUCUGGAAAGGUGUCUCCACGGCCUUAGCAGGGACGCUGUGUCCAGCAGAUGGGCUGCCGGGCUGUGCCUGAACUGCUGGAGCCUGCAGGAGCUGGUGAGCCGGGACGCCAGCAACUACCUCAUCCUGGUGGAGAAGAUCCUGGGCAAGACCAAAGAGGUGCAGGAGAGGUGUGACUACGACCUGGUGAUGCCCCUGGCUCUGCUCUUCUACUCGGCCGUGCUCUAUGCUCCUCACUUCCCACCUGGCUCAGACCUGCUCCUGAAAGCUGCCAGUGUUUACCACAGCUUCCUGACGUGGCCCGUGCCCUACUGUGACACCUUCCGGGAGCUGCUCACCUUCAUCAGCAAUGAGCUCAAGGCACCAGGGAUCACAUUCCAGAGGCUGGUGAGGACGGAGCAGGGGCUGCCUGUGAAGAACUACCAGAGCUCCACAGUGACGGUGCUGCUGCUGAAUCGCUCGGAGGUCCAGGGUGAGUUCCUGUCCAUCGCCGAGAAGCUGAGCUCCAGUGAGCCCCCCCAGCACUCCACACUGGUGCUGCUCCUCCAGCACCUCUACCAGGCCAACUUCGGCACCUGCUGUGACCUGGACAGGCUGCAGCACCUGCUCAAGUCCAAGCCCCUGGAGGAGCUCUUGGAGCUCUAUGCCAGUGCUGCCGAUGCGCAGGAGGCGGCGGCCGCCAGCAGCGACCCUGCGCUGGCCCGGGAGCGGCUCCAGGCCAUGCUGCGUGACAUUGCCGGGGCUGCCUCCCUUCCUGCCAUUGCAGGCGAGGCCCAGCCCCGCAAGCUGCAGCCCAUCCCUGUCCCCCCUGCUCGCUGCUACACCUACAGCUGGGACCAGGACACCUUUGACAUCCUCAAUGAUGUCCUCAGCAAGGAGUGCAGCAUUGCUGAGCCCCUGGCCUCAGAGAAUGAGGAGGAGGAUGAGGAUGAGGAGGAUGUGGAGACUGACGGUGGCUCCCCCGAGCAGGACUCGCUGCUGUCCCCGCUCUGUGCCAUCUCCAGUGACUCCGUGUACUCCGUGCUGUCCGAGGAGAGCUCCAAGCCGUCACAGGUGUCCCUCUUCGCCUCCUCCAGGGAGUCCAUCUCGGAGCUGACGGUGGUCUCCAGGAAGUCCCUGAAGUCGUUCGUGUCCAGCCUGAAGGACUGCAUGGACAGUGGCUACGCCGAGGACAGCGACGAGAGCUCUCUGGACACGGUGGCCAGGACGGACAGGCCGCCCCCCAGGCAGCGGCAGUCGCUGACCAACAGGCUCUACAAGCUGUUCAAGAACAAGAGCCAGCAGCUGGUGCAGCGCCGGGAGCCGUGCCCGGGGCCGUGCUCGCUGUCGCUGCGGCGCGCCGAGAGCCUGUGCGCGUCCCCGGCCAGGCCGCGCGUCCCUGCGCGCUCCCGCCGCGCGCUCUCGCUGCCGCAGCACGGCCCGGGCUGCUGCGGGCCCGCCGCGCUCGCCCCCCGGCCCCUUGGGCUCCCCCGCCGCCCCUUCCUCAGCUGCGAUGAGGAGGCCAAGGCGGGCACGCUGCGCGUGGUGGUGUUCGGCUCGGACCGCAUCUCGGGCAAGGUGGCCCGCGCCUACCGCGACCUCAGGCUCAAGGAGAGCUCCUGCCCCUCACUGACACGGUACUUCAGGCUGCUGUUUUUCUACAUCCCCGUGAAGAGGAGCUGUGCGGCUCCAUCCACCCCGCAGAUGCAUCAUCACCCCUCGCUGGCCCUGGGGGACCCCCUGCCCCGGGCGCUGGACCCCUCCCUGGCUGGGAUGGAGGGCAGCACCAACGACAUCUCGCACUACAUCGGCCUGCUGGACCCUUGGUAUGAGCGCAACGUCCUGGGGCUGAUGAACCUGCCCAUGGACGUCCUGUGCCAGUGUGCCAAGCCUGAGGCUGAGCCCCAGGAGGACUCCCAGGAGCAGCUGCCCAUCUUGGCAGACAUGAUCCUCUACUACUGCCGCUUCGCCACACGCCCCAUGCUGCUGCAGCUCUACCAGACCGAGCUCACCUUUAUUGGGGGGGAGAAGAGGACCGAGGUCUUCAUCCACUCGCUGGAGCUGGGGCACUCGGCAGCCACGAGGGCCAUCAAGGCCUCAGGUCCAGGCAGCAAAAGGCUGGGAAUAGAUGGAGACAGGGAAGCAAUCCCACUGACACUACAGAUUGCAUACAGCAAGACAGCUGCCAGUGGCAGGAGUCACUGGAAUGAUGUGGAGAAGGUCUGCACAUCCGUCAACCUCAGCAAGGCCUGCAGGAAGCACGAGGAGCUCGCCUCGAAGACAGAAUGUCUCAACUUAACCAUGACCGAGGUGGUCAAGAGGCAGAACUCCAAAUCCAAGAAAAGUUUCAAUCAGCAGAUCAGCAUGUCCCAGAUCAAAGUGGACAAGGUCCAGAUCAUUGGGGUCCAGUCCUCCUUCGCUGUGUGCCUGGACCAGGAUGAGCAGAAGAUCCUGCAGAGUGUGACCAGGUGUGAGAUCUCCGUGUGCUACAAGCCCAGGGACAGCGACCCCCUGGCACCCAGAGGGUCCCCAGUGCCCUCCCAGGACCCCUCUGAGUUCCACUCCCUGCUGUGUUUGCCCAUUGCCACCUUCAGUGGGGCACUGCCAUAGAGGGGCCGUGUCCCUCCAGACCAUCCCGCACCAAUCCAGUGAGGGGAAGGAAAAGGAUGCCCAGCCCUGCUUGGCCAAGAGCUGCUGCAGCUGAAGAGUUGUUGUGGUGUCGGGGUGGUGCCUGCUCCUGCUCCAGGCUCAGCCCCUCCUCGGGAAGUGGGAUCGUCGUGCUCUGGUGUCACUGGGGACUCCUCAGCAAGGGGGGGAAGGUGGUUCCUGGAUAUCUCCCUGUGGAU
Messenger RNA from Pseudopodoces humilis (Tibetan ground-tit), 2960 nucleotides. It is a transcript of the gene PIK3R5, whose product is annotated as phosphoinositide-3-kinase regulatory subunit 5. The record is from RefSeq and is a predicted model, not a curated record. Gene Ontology annotation, cellular component: phosphatidylinositol 3-kinase complex, class IB. Gene Ontology annotation, biological process: G protein-coupled receptor signaling pathway; positive regulation of MAP kinase activity. Gene Ontology annotation, molecular function: 1-phosphatidylinositol-3-kinase regulator activity. Lineage: Eukaryota; Metazoa; Chordata; Aves; Passeriformes; Paridae.